UUUUUCCUUCAGCUGCUGUCCAUCCAGGAAAACAGAGCUGUCAGUCCGUGAGCUAUUCAGCUACUGUGACGGACCGGACAUACAACCGACAGGUGAACGGAGGCCAGGGAUCAGUAUAAAUCUGAAAAGAUUCUCAUAAUAUGUUGCCUCAACACCUGAAGCAGAUCAGAGUCCUCAUGCUCAACAAGAAGGAGAACUUAGAGAGGACUCUGCUCAGACUCGAGCAAGGGUUUGAGCUGCAGUUCCGCCUCGGCCCGAGCCUUCAGGGGAGGAAGGUGAUGGUGUACACCAACUACCCGCUCGAAAAACAGCCGUUUGACCGAAACAGCUUCCACGCUCUGUCAUGGAACUACCCGACAGGAAAGGAGGAAGACUCUGAUAAGUUCUGCACUCUGGACCUCAAGUUGGCCGGCUCCUAUCAGUACUACUUCGGAUAUGCAGACGCAGAGCGUUUGGGAGGAGGCUACAUUGUGGUCGACCCAGUUCUUCAUGUCGGUGCUGACAACCACACUCUGCCAUUAGACUGCAUCACCAUCCAGACCUACUUGUCCAAAUGUCUGGGACACUUGGACGACUGGCCAGAUAGACUGAGAGUGGCCAAGGAGUCAGGAUACAACAUGAUCCACUUCACUCCACUGCAGACUCUAGGAGAGUCCAGGUCCUGCUACUCCUUAGCUGACCAGCUGAGCGUCAACCCUGAGUUCAGCCCACAGGGUUGUAGCUACACCUGGACAGAUGUGGGGGUGCUGCUGGAGAAGCUAAAGACAGAAUGGAACAUGCUGUGCAUUACAGAUGUGGUGUAUAAUCACACUGCUGCUAACAGCAUGUGGAUAAGAGAGCAUCCAGAAUGUGGAUAUAACCUGGUGAACUCUCCUCACCUGCGCCCGGCCUGGGUUUUAGACAGAGCCCUCUGGCAUUUAACCACCAGGGUAGCAGAGGGACGCUACAAAGCUAAAGGACUUCCUCCUGAGAUCGCCAACGAAGGCCAUCUGAAUGCCGUCCGUAGUGUGAUGUGGCAGGACGUGUUCCCUCAAAUCAAACUGUGGGAGUUCUACCAGAUCAAGGUGGACAGCGCUGUGGAUCAGUUUAGGACGCUGCUACAAAAUGGUACAAAGCCAGACCAUAAUAAGACUGGAGGGAAGAAGGGCCUAAAGAUAAUCGAGGAUCCACAAUAUCAUCGUUAUGGCAACACCGUAGACAUGGACUCUGCUCUGGAGACAUUUGUUCCUCACAGCUUCUCCCCUGGGCACAUCGAGGAGUGCUGCGGUUGGCUGAAGCAGAAACUGAACGACCUGAAUGCAGAGCAGUAUGACAUCAUCCACCAGCAUCAGGAGCAGGCUGUCAACUGCCUUAUUGGAAACAUAGUCUAUGAACGUCUCGCUGACCACGGUCCCAAGCUGGGUCCUGUUACCAGGAAAAACCCAAUGGUCACCAGGUAUUUCACCUUCCCAUAUCAGGACAUGACUCUGGAGGAGGAGAUGCAGCUGCUGGACCAGCCAGACAAGAUGUGCCACUUCCUGGCUCACAAUGGUUGGGUGAUGGGCGAUGAUCCACUGCGCAACUUUGCCGAGCCGGGCUCCAAUGUGUACAUUCGCCGGGAGCUGAUCUGCUGGGGUGACAGUGUCAAACUCCGCUAUGGCAACAGGCCUGAGGACUGCCCGUAUCUGUGGAGUCACAUGAAGAAAUAUACGGAAAUCACAGCCAAAUAUUUCAGCGGAGUCCGUCUGGACAACUGCCAUUCAACACCAUUACAUGUUGCUGAGUUCAUGCUGGAUGUGGCCAGAAGAGUGAAUCCUGACCUGUAUGUUGUGGCUGAACUGUUCACUGGCAGCGAGGAGCUGGAUAAUAUCUUUGUUACCAAACUAGGGAUUACAUCACUCAUACGAGAGGCCAUGUCAGCCGGUGACAGCCACGAGGAGGGCCGACUGGUCUAUCGUUAUGGAGGUGAGCCAGUAGGAGCCUUUGUUCAGCCCAGUCUCCGCCCACUGAUGCCCUCUAUUGCACAUGCCAUGUUCCUCGAUGUAACUCAUGACAACGAGUGUCCUAUCCAGCUCCGGUCAGCAUUCGACUCUCUGCCCAGCUCUGCUAUUGUCUCCAUGGCCUGCUGUGCUACUGGCUCCACCAGAGGAUAUGAUGAACUAGUGCCACAUCAGAUCUCUGUGGUGAAGGAGGAGCGCUUUUACCCCAAAUGGAACCCCUCAGCAGCCCCCACCUCCCCUGGUGAGGUUGGGUUCCACACUGGCAUCAUAGCUGGGAAACAGGCACUUAACAAGCUCCACCAGGAACUGGCUGCACAGGGAUUUAUACAGGUGUACGUCGAUCAGGUUGAUGCAGAUAUUGUUGCAGUUACUCGUCACUGUCCCAGCACCCACCAGUCUGUGGUAACAGUGAGUAGGACAGCCUUCUGGAACCCCAAAACCCACGAGUACAGCACCAGUGUUUCACCCAUGUUCAUUCCUGGGAAGAUAGAGGAGGUGGUGUUUGAGGCAAGGACAGUGGAAAGGAAUGCUGGGACAUAUAAGAAGGAUGAUAACUACAUCAAUGGCAUGCCAGAAUACACGGUGGAAAUUAAAGAGCACAUCCAGUUAGAGGAGAGUACAGUGGUGAAGAAGGCUGGAGUGACAUCAAAAGGGCGUUCAGAGUUUGUGCAUGAGAUCACCUUCCAGAAGUUGACACCUGGCAGCGUCAUUGCCUUCAGGGUUAGUUUGGACCCCAAAGCCCAGAAGCUGGUGGGUGUGCUAAGGUAUUAUCUUUCCCAGUUCAGCCCCAAGUACAGGAGAGGCAGUGUAGCAGAUGAAAACCCUCCAGAAGCACUAAAGAAACCCCUGGCACAGCUGAUGUCUAAGCUGACACUGGCAGACAUGAACAUCCUGCUGUUUCGUUGUGACUCGGAGGAAAAAGAGGACGGUGGAGGCUGUUACAGUAUCCCAGGCUGGGAAGCCCUCAAAUAUGCAGGACUUCAAGGUCUGAUGUCUGUACUGGCUGAUAUUCGUCCCAACAAUGACCUGGGCCAUCCUUUGUGUGCUAACCUCAGACAAGGAGACUGGCUCAUAGACUUUGUUGCCAACAGACUGAUACACAGAGAGGGGCCGCUGGCACAGGUGGGGCACUGGUUGGCAGCCAUGGUUAACUUCCUGAAACACAUCCCACGCUACCUCAUCCCCUGCUACUUCGAUGCUAUCCUGGUAUCAACCUACACCACAGCCCUGGAUGCAACCUACAAACUCAUGUCAAGUUUUGUCCAGAAUGGCUCCACCUUCGUCCAUCACCUGGCCCUUGGUUCAGUUCAGAUGUGUGGCGUCGGACGCUUUCCUGCUCUGCCUCCUCUUUCUGCCAAUUUAGAUGACGUCCCAUAUCGCAUCAGUCCAAUCACCAGUCAGAAGGAGCAGUGCUGUGUCUCACUGGCUGCAGGUCUUCCUCAUUUCUCUGCGGGGAUUUUCCGUUGCUGGGGCAGAGACACCUUUAUCGCUCUCAGGGGACUGAUGCUCCUCACUGGGAGACACACGGAGGCUCGCAACAUCAUCCUGGCCUUUGCAGGGACUUUGCGUCACGGUUUGAUCCCCAACCUGCUGGGAGAGGGUCGCGGUGCCAGAUACAACUGCCGUGAUGCAGUGUGGUGGUGGCUGCAGUGCAUCCAGGACUACGCAACGCACGUUCCCCAAGGUCAUGAAAUCCUCCGCUGCCCUGUCACACGCAUGUACCCUACUGAUGACGGUGAACCCAGAAAACCUGGAGAGGUGGAGCAGCCUCUAUAUGAUGUGAUCCAUGAAGCUCUGCAGCGCCACCUGGAGGGAAUUUCCUUCAGAGAGAGAAAUGCUGGACCCAAGAUAGACAUGAACAUGAGAGAUGAAGGGUUCAGUGUCGCUGUUAGGGUCGACUCAGCCACAGGUUUCGUGACUGGAGGAAACCGCUUUAACUGCGGCACGUGGAUGGACAAAAUGGGAGAGAGUGAGAGAGCCAGGAAUAAAGGCAUGCCUGCUACUCCGAGAGACGGAGCAGCAGUGGAGAUCGUUGGUCUGAGUAAGUCAGCAGUCCGCUGGGUGGUGGAGCUUCAUGCCAAAGGACUGUUCCCUUAUGAUGGAGUUAAGCUGCAUAGAGACGGUAAGGAAGUGUUCAUCUCGUACUCCCAGUGGAACCAGCAGCUCCAGCAGUCCUUUGAAGCUGGAUUCUGGGUGUCUGGGGACCCACAUGACCCCAAUGAGCAGCACCCUGAUCUGGUGCACAAAAAGGGCAUCUAUAAAGACAGUUACGGAGCCUCCAGCCCCUGGUGUGACUACCAGCUCAGACCCAACUUCACUAUCGCCAUGGUGGUGGCUCCAGAGCUGUUCACUGUGGAGAGAGCCUGGAAAGCUUUGGAGAUAGCUGAGGAGAAACUGCUGGGACCGCUGGGAAUGAAAACACUUGAUCCUGAUGACAUGGUUUACUGUGGUGUCUACGAUAACGCACUGGACAAUGAUAACUACAAUGUGGCGAAAGGCUUCAACUACCACCAAGGACCGGAAUGGCUGUGGCCGGUUGGCUACUUCCUGCGUGCUAAACUCUACUUUGCCAAGGAACUGGGAGAUGAAACUUAUGCCAAGACGGUUACUCUGGUGAAAAAUGUUCUGUCACGACAUUACACUCACCUGGAGAGGUCUCCAUGGAAAGGUCUGCCCGAGCUGACCAAUGAGAAUGGCCAGCACUGUCCAUUCAGCUGUGAGACCCAGGCCUGGUCUCUGGCCACUGUGCUUGAGGUCCUCUACGACCUGUAGAACCAGCAAAGGCACUUCCUAGCUCAGUGUGUCAAUCACCAGCCACCUCUGACAUCACUUCCUGUGAUCAGUUGUUUUUUUGUUUUUGUUUUUUGAUGCUGCAUUCAUGUCUUGUGGGAAAGAAACUGGGCGAGCAGCAGCAGAUGUAAAUGAGAGUUCAUGUUCUCCAACAGCAGCAGAGCUGUACCCUUGGUCUGAAGGCUUGGUCCUGUAGCAUGUUAGGAUUUAUUCUUUAUCAGUCCCAGGUGAUAUCUGAUAUGCUGCAGUUUUCCAAAUCUCACUGUGACAUUGUGGUGGGGGAAGCACGGUCUUCAUCAUCGUUUCAGCCCCUCUGCUCGAUUUUCCAAAUAAAUGGCAGCAGGCUGAAAGUGUAUCCUGACCAGUCUUGAUUGCAUUUGUCUGUACCUGAGCCUGAAAGCAGAAUAAAAAGCUGAAAACAUCACAGCAGAAAGUUGAAGUAAUAUAGGGAGCUCCUAUUUCCUACCUUUCCCAUAUGACCUAAAUGCAGCACAUUUUCAAGUUGAGCUAAUGUUUAGAAAGAGCAACAGCUGCUGAGCUGAAGGUUAACAGACACACAGCUGCUCCCACUGCAGACAUUCACACCAAGGACAUGUGUGCUGUGAAAGAUCUGUUUUAACAGGCAUUAGUUUGAUUAGUAUUACACUGGUUUGUCGGUCACCUGAGUGGAUGAUUUCCAUCUAGCUAAACACUUUGUAUUGAAAUGUUGUCAUUGUGUGCUUUUAAACCUUAUGUCUGAUUGUCACCUGUAACCUGCAGUGAACAGCUGCUAUUACAAACUGUAGCAAGAGUGAUACCUGCUUAACGUUGUUGUAGCUUAAACAGAGCACCGGCUUCUGGUCCAUAAAGUAGCUAAACCCUUCACCUCAUGCCUUUUCUCACCUCAAUUUCCUGCCAAAUUUGUCUUCCACGACGGUGCAGAUUUCCCAUGAGCCUUAUGAUGUGGUCAAUAUUUGUGUGACGUCUUCUUGCACCAUCAUAUUCUGCAGCCAGUUUUGUGCAU
Molecule: messenger RNA, 5772 nt
Organism: Archocentrus centrarchus (flier cichlid)
Lineage: Eukaryota; Metazoa; Chordata; Actinopteri; Cichliformes; Cichlidae
Gene: agla
Product: amylo-alpha-1, 6-glucosidase, 4-alpha-glucanotransferase a
Exons: 35
Coding region: 141-4751 (1536 amino acids)
Biological process (GO): glycogen biosynthetic process; glycogen catabolic process
Molecular function (GO): amylo-alpha-1,6-glucosidase activity; 4-alpha-glucanotransferase activity
Source: RefSeq, a predicted model, not a curated record